This is a messenger RNA of Ornithodoros turicata, 3067 nucleotides long. RefSeq lists its product as uncharacterized. Lineage: Eukaryota; Metazoa; Arthropoda; Arachnida; Ixodida; Argasidae. The record is from RefSeq and is a predicted model, not a curated record. Bases 460 to 1947 code for a protein of 495 amino acids. The transcript has 2 exons. Gene Ontology annotation, molecular function: protein binding.
UCCUGGUGGUGUGUGUGUGACUGUGUGUGUGUGCACGUUUUUAUCUAAUUAGUUUUAUUUUUGUCUAUUUUUUCGCACCUGUGAACCUAUUUUUGGGAUCUGCCCUGUAUCAAAAGGGAUUAGGUGCACGGUACUCUACUCUACUCUACUCUACGGGGGUGGCACUUAGUACUCGUACACGGAACAUAGCUCUUAUUGCAGCAGGGUCGACUGGGUCUUUGCCCCUUUUUGGAGUCAGUCCCACAACGUUCACACUAUUACGAGAUAGGCAGACUCGCACACGUGUAGUCUGUUUUCGUGAUUCAUUAAGGCGAUUCCUUUUGGUGGUGGUCGCCAUUGCGCAAUAAGAUAUUUCGACCCUAUUGAAGCAGGGACGCUGGUGGAACUUCGUUGUCGGCUAGCACCGGGAAAGAGCGUAUAUACGGCAGCCAGACCGCCUUCGGCGAGCAGCUGCACAAGAUGGAAGAACUGCAUGCUCUGCAGCACGAGUUAGAUUCCUGGAAAUGUUGCACCCAUGGAAUAAGGGGGGAAUGCAUCCUGGUGACCAAACCGGUCGUCUGCAACAAGGCGCUUUCGCGCUUCGGUUUCUCCCUGGCUGAGACUGACCCAGAUGUGCUGACGCUCUUCGUAACCGAUAACGACGCUCUGUAUUGCCAAAACGACGACAUCAUUGCGUUUGUGGAAAUAGUGUUAAGGCUCAUACGUGAACACGAGAGUAUAAAAUGUUUCUGCUUCCGUUGGGUGCAUAUCGAUAUUCUAGGUCCCAUCCUGGGAUCUUUGGCAGCACGGUCGGACGUGCGUGAGUUAAUCUUAAACACUAUACGUUACCGCAGAGGCGAUGACGCUUAUACGCAACCAUAUGGAGGUAUCGCUACGUUUCCUUCGACCACUGAGGACUACAAAAUCGGGACACCAAUGGGGACAGCGGCCAUGAUAUUAAAAGUGGUGCGUCAGGCACAGUCGCUGGAAGUGUUCGAGUUCAAACAAGAGGUUAUUCAUGCGGACGUAGCAAUUGAGCUGGGCAGAGAGCUGGCGAAGAAACGUUCUCUUAAAACACUUUCUCUUGGUCCUCGCUGUAGAAACGUUUUGUCGUCGUACGUAUCUACGCUCGAUGCUAUGCAGCCAGCCGAUAAAGUAUGCAACCUUAAAUCUGUGACACUGUGCGGCGAUAUUUACCACGACAGGAGCUGCGAUUCAUUAUUAUCGAAUGCGUCGAUCACCUAUUUAGAUCUCUCCGGAUGCGUGUAUGUAGGUUAUCCAAUGUGCUGUAGUGGAAUGCUUAUCGACCCUUUCCUACAAGAGCUGGCUAACACGCUAUCCCGCAACAGCAGCGUUAAGGUACUCAUUCUGAAAAAUAAAGGGUUCGGCCAGGAAGGGGCUGAGGCACUGGGCCGACUGAUGGUCUCGAACACGACGAUACGCACGUUGGACAUCAGCCGCAAUGCCCUGGGCACGGAUGAGUGCACUGCAUUAGCAGGCGGAUUGCGUAUGGCAAGGGGUCUUCGAGAAGUGAUCAUGAAAGGUUGUCAUAUCACACCUACGGGAGCAAUGGCUAUGUAUGAAGCUCUGCGAGAAAAUCAAUUCAACAUAAGCGUGGUCUUCGGCACAGGCUUUACGUUGACGAAGCGCAUGCUGGAAUUAGACAUGCUCGUCCCUCGAAUCCGUAGGGAAUUUCCUAUGAACUCCGAUGAGAUGUUGGGUGGUAGCAGUCUCCUGAUGCAGCCGCAGCAUUUCAAGGAAAUAACCCUGGAAUGGAACAACGGCAAUUAUUUCCCACUGGACAAAUUAUGUACUUUUCUUCAACAAGACGGGGUGCUGGUUGAGUCAAUGUCCCUCGAUUUAUCGAAUCUGUCUCGCGACUUAGUGCAGCAGCUGGCUGGAUGUCUUCAGCGCAGAAAAGGCAUUCAGGCUCUCUCGGUAAACAAUUACGGAGAAACAGACGAAUGAGUGCUGGAAAUGGUACAGCUACUAGCACAGGGUUUGCAGAAGAACACUUCGCUCUCUGCAUUUGAGGUUCGCAUCCAAGUCAGCGACGUAAUUCACCUGUUUGCGGACGUAAUAAGUAAAAACAAGGCCUUGCAAUCUAUACACAUAGGGCGUCCUCUAAAGUCCAGCGCGGUGCACGAGCUGGAGCAACGCAUGAUGCGCAACUAUGCUAUAACGAAAUUUCAACUUCAUAUUCUUAAUGAUAGAGUGGGCAUGGAGACCCUGACUGAACGGAACCGAGUCUUGCAAGAUCGAUCCCUGCAUUUCAUGUCUCAGGAUACCGUCGUCAAGAAGCGCUGGGUGGAGGCCUUUGAACUGACACAUGACACGGGGACGUUCAGGAGAGCCAUCCUGUCCAAGUUAAAGAUAUCCGAAGAACAGGCGCAUUCACUGAUCGUCAGCAAGCAACGCUACAUUCGCGACCACUACUUCGAAAUCACCGCAGUCAGCAAGGACAGGAUUGUGUGCAAUGCAUCGUCCACGGGUGCUGCUCAGAUGGACAGCCUCAGCGCAGAAUGCCUCUCUCAUAUAGCUGGCUAUCUAAGUGUCAGCGAUGUUGUGUGACCCGCUCUGUGUGUAUGAGUGAAACUGGACGGGACGCUGCUGUUACGAUGUCCGCGAUGUAUGAGCGCGAUAUGGGUUUCUCUUUCAUCUUGUUCCGCUUCACACCCCUAGCAAGACGCCUUUCUGUGACUCAAGCCGACGCAAUGUUGCAAAACUGCUUUGCAAGCCUGUGUUUAUUCGUCUCUACAACGAAACUUGUAGCUCAUAAUUGCUCGUGUGAACAGUGUAUACACAGAGAUACAUACAGGGUACAGCUUGGGACAAAAGUUUGCGUAUUUCUUCAUUGGAGCGGCCCCCUGGUAGAAGCAGGAAGAGCUCUACGAGACUAUUUGUCCCACCAGCUGCGUUUACAUGGACACGAACGUCGACUCAAGUCCCUAGUCGACCGUCCACGGUUUCCAUGGCAACUACAUAAGGCACCUUAGCGCUCCCGAAAUUCACUCGACCUUACGCAGCAGCGCCACCACGUCGUUAAAAUGUUAUCUCGGAAAUAAAUAUAUUUUAUUUUCGCAGUAUA